Eimeria tenella is the source of this 264-nucleotide messenger RNA. RefSeq lists its product as uncharacterized. The transcript has a single exon. The record is from RefSeq and is a predicted model, not a curated record. NCBI's taxonomy places the organism in Eukaryota, Apicomplexa, Conoidasida, Eucoccidiorida, Eimeriidae. The coding region runs from base 1 to 264 and encodes 87 amino acids.
AUGCGGAAAUUAGGAGAAGAGAAAGCCGCUGGGAGGCCCUGGGAAAAGGCUGAACGAACUUUGCGCUGUUGUCUCGGAGUUGAAAGAAGAAAAAGAAAAGACCCGAUCUCGCAGCGGCAGCAGCAGCAGCAGGAGCAGCAGCAGCAGGAGCGGCGGGAAAGGCUCAGCAGGUUUCUUUGCUGCUUCGUGUGGACAGGAAAGGAAAUAGCGCUGCGGCCGGAGAAGGAAGGCGGUGCAGCAGGAGGAAACGCCAGCAGCAGCUGA